AUGCCCAUCAAUCGAAUCCAUCCAGGCACAGCCAUGAGCAGCUCGUCGCUAAAGUUCUAUCUGAUAUGUCUGCUCGUUAUCUGCGUGAUCGGAUGGAGUGCAGGAAUUCCCAGUUCGGAACUUUCGAGGCAGGAACUCGAGGAGCGCUAUCGACAAACACCGCCGGUUCCGGAUGAACGAGAUGCCGAUGCCGAAGUGGAUAGUGCCUACGAUCGGUUUACACCAAGACCUCGAAGUCCGGAUAUGAAGGGCUAGACGAGAGACCCGACUGCAAUCGAUUUGUGUUCUAUUUGCAGUGGCACUUUCAGGGUUAUGGCUAUAUAGUUCUAAGCUUAGGCAAAAAUGUACAAGCGUAAAAUAAAGCAAUUACUUUGGUGAAACGUGCG
Messenger RNA from Drosophila takahashii, 386 nucleotides. The record is from RefSeq and is a predicted model, not a curated record. Lineage: Eukaryota; Metazoa; Arthropoda; Insecta; Diptera; Drosophilidae.